Molecule: messenger RNA, 234 nt
Organism: Aaosphaeria arxii CBS 175.79
Lineage: Eukaryota; Fungi; Ascomycota; Dothideomycetes; Pleosporales
Exons: 4
Coding region: 1-234 (77 amino acids)
Source: RefSeq, a predicted model, not a curated record
AUGAAGGCUCCGUGGAUGUUACUGUUCGAGGCCUGGGCCGUCCAGAAACUCCUCCGCAGCCCUGCCUUCAAUAGCAUGGUCCAGAAGGCCUACCGCAAGAUCAAUGGUCUGCCACCCAUGGGCCCCGACAAUGGUCACGGAAGGACCGGCCCGUCCGCUUUCGAUCACUUCCGCACCGAAGUAAAGAAUCAAUUCCGCGAGCUCACAUGGCAGAAGAAGCCUCCAAGAAACUGA